AUGGCCAACUGGGUCUCCGAUCGCGGUUCCCAAAACAAGGUCAGCGUCUGCUGGUUGACCGAAGUGUGGUUGGCGGUUUUCCCUUCACGAUCAUGGUGUUGUGUCUUUGCAGAACACGCCCGAGCAGAAUGGGAUCUCCACAUGCAACUACCUCCGUGCCCUCGCAUCCGAGAGGGACGCUAUAUAGCUAUCUUACGUCUCCCCGUUGGUCGUCCCCGCCGCCGAGAACCAAUGCCACGCUUGUGGUUUCACCGUAAUACCAACGACCUAGAAUAUCAGAUCGCUCGAAGCGCUAGUCACGCCGAGGCGAUUUCUCAAUUCAUGGUUGUCUACGUGGUGACGUGGACGUUGAAUGUAUCUCCUGCCAAUGCGAAAAGAGUGUUUCCCCCUUCUGCGUCGCUGUGA
Molecule: messenger RNA, 405 nt
Organism: Penicillium coprophilum
Lineage: Eukaryota; Fungi; Ascomycota; Eurotiomycetes; Eurotiales; Aspergillaceae
Exons: 1
Coding region: 1-405 (134 amino acids)
Source: RefSeq, a predicted model, not a curated record